This is a messenger RNA of Neurospora tetraspora, 844 nucleotides long. RefSeq lists its product as uncharacterized. The transcript has 3 exons. Lineage: Eukaryota; Fungi; Ascomycota; Sordariomycetes; Sordariales; Sordariaceae. The coding region runs from base 1 to 540 and encodes 179 amino acids. The record is from RefSeq and is a predicted model, not a curated record.
AUGUCCUCCCCAAAAAAGCCAUCAUCCUCCCCCCUCUCCUCCUCCUACCUAUCCUCCAGCAGCAGCAGCACCACCACCAGCAGUUCCGCCUCCACCAUCCCCUACUCCCCUUCCCGCUCUAUUCGCUCUGCAGCCCCUAGCACUAGUACUAUCGGGUAUUCCACUCCUUAUACGUCCACUUCCACUUCCACUUCCACUUCCAUUUUCACCGGGCCCAGCACUUCCUCCACUACACCCGCAAGCAGUAGCUCGGCUUACACACCUUACUCGCCUUACUUCCCUACCGCUACUAUGACUAGCUCUUAUUCUCCGGUCGCGAGUUCGUCGGGUUAUUUGGCUCCCAGCACCAGCUCUUACCUCGCCCCUAGCACCAGCACCAGCACAAGCACAAGCACCUCAUCUUCCACCCCCCUCCCCAGCUAUCUAACCCCAUCCACUUCCACCGCAUCCUCAACACCCAGCACCACAACCACAAGUUGGGCCGAGCGUAUCGCCGAGUGUACCGCCUGGACCGCCUGCGCCGACGCCGCCGGGCGCUAGUCCAUUGGAUAAAUCAUAGAGGUAAGUAAGUGGAGGUAAGUAGCGGUUACGAACAUGGAUGGGUACGGUCGAGGAAGAAUGAAUGUAUGGGAGGUUCUUAAGAUUCUUAAACAUGGGAAUUUUCGAGUGAUAUGACCAAGGGACAAGUCAGCGUUGGAUGUGAGAGAAGGCAAGUGCAUUAAACGAACGGGGAAGAGGGGAGCUGAGGUAAGGGAUAGGUUGGUUGGUGAGAGUCGGCGGAAAGGGCUGGAAUCCUGGAACGCAGGAAAGGGGGGAUUGAGUUGGGACCCGGGCUUGGUACCCG